UCCACGUGACCGGAGCCAACAUGGCGGCGCCCUUCGGCGUCCACCUGCUCGUCCGCGGAGGUUGUCAGAGAAUUUUCUCUUCGCCACUCAGUCGUAUCUACUUACACAAGCAGUUAGGCAGUCAACGAAGAAGAAAUUUCUUUUUCUGGAGACAAAGGGAUAUCUCCCACAGUGUGGUUUCUCCGGCUGCAGUUUCUCCGGCCCAUCCUGUCCCCAAGCACAUAAAGAAGCCAGACUAUGUGACGACAGGCAUUGUGCCCGACUGGGGAGAGAGCAUAGAAGUGAAGAAUGAAGAGCAGAUUCAAGCGCUUCGCGAGGCUUGUCAGCUGGCCCGGCGCAUCCUCCUCCUGGCCGGGCAGAGUCUAAAGGUUGACAUGACAACUGAAGAGAUAGAUGCGCUGGUUCAUCGGGAAAUCAUCAGUCAUGACGCAUAUCCCUCACCACUGGGCUAUGGACGCUUUCCAAAAUCUGUUUGCACCUCUGUAAACAACGUGCUCUGUCAUGGCAUUCCUGACAGCCGACCCCUUCAGGAUGGAGACAUUAUCAACAUUGAUGUCACGGUCUAUUACAAUGGCUACCAUGGAGAUACCUCUGAAACCUUUUUGGUGGGGAAUGUGGAUGAAUGUGGUAAAAAGUUAGUGGAGGUUGCCAGGAGGUGCAGAGAUGAAGCAGUUGCAGCCUGCAGAGCUGGGGUCCCUUUCUCUGUAAUUGGAAACACAAUCAGGGAAGAGGUACACCCCACCGUCCCAUGCCACACCAGGGUGACCAGCGCCCGCUCUCCCGUUGAAGAUGUGGAAUUUGAUUUCCUAAGUCCUUUGGAUUGUCUUUACAAAAUCAGAUUUAAGUCCCACCACCAGGAGAAGAGUCUGUGCUGACCAUGUGUUCCAAAGCAGUGGAAAGCGUAAGUGUUCAGUGCUUGGGAACGUUAAUGAAAUUUGAUCUCACUUACGAGUAUGCUGAAAACUACACGUUCAAAAGGGAGAUACCUGGAUGGAAGUGCAUCCCUGGCUCCUGGGAGCCAAACACAUUCCCCCAGGGAGCUGAGGGAGACGUGUCCAGUCCGCCCCUCCCCCCCAGCUGUGAAAUCCUCCAGCCCCUGCACACAUGACACCGAUUCUAGGAUACUGUAGCCCGAAGUUCCAUCAGGACCCAGAGAGCAAACUGUGGCAGGAAAAGGUACUCAGAUAUCUUUAGUUACUUAGUGGUCACACGGCCUCUUUUAUAAAGAGGAGUGAGAGGUAUGAAGGGGGGACCCCUGGAGGGCUUUUAGAGUGGUCUUUCUUCUCUCAUUGGAAGUCAAAAUGGAGAUCACCAUUAUAACACACAUUUAAGGCGUAGCUGUGAAGCCUGCCAAUCAGUUGGAUCAUUGAAGGAAAAAUAAAAUAAAAAUACUAUUUUUUUUUUUAAGAAAAUACUAGCUGGGUGUGGUGGUGUAUGCUUUUGAUCCCAGCACUUGGGAGGCAGAGGCAAGUGGCUCUCUGAGUUCGAGGUCAGCCUGGUCUACAAAGCGAGUUCCAGGAUAGCCAGGGCUACACAGAGAAGUUCUACCAAGAGAGAAAGGAAGGAAAGAAAGAAAGAAAGAAGGAAGGAAACUUAAUAUUGAAAUGCUUUUCAAAUUAUUGAACUAAUGUAACUUACGGAUGUUGGGAGAACUCAUUCUUACAUAGAAAACACAAAUAAUAACCCAGGCUAUCAUAUUAUUUAAUCAUCUCUCCUCUGUCUACUCUCCAUCCUCAGUUUUGUUCAGCAGUUUGUGGAGCUAGGAGAAAUACCUUGGAAAAGAUGUUUUCCAAAAACACCUCCAGGCCAAAGCCCAAGGAGCUACAAAAUAGCCUGGGUCCCAAAGCACAGCUUCAGAGUUGAAGACCGCCUUAUCCUCCCUGUGGCACUAGCCUUGCUUAUCCAUUUCUACCCCCCUGGUUACAGCAAAAAUAAAUGUCCAUGCGAUGUUGCCUCUUUGCUGGUCACAGGGACAUCCUUGUCUAAGGGAAGAGUCUCACAAACCUGGGAGUACUUUAAAAUGUUCUUAAAAACCAGACUGGGCACAGUGGCACAUGCUUGUGCUCCCAGCACCUGAGGAUGAUGAAUUCAAAGUCAGCCUGGCACACAAAUUAACACCUUGUUAAAAAAAAAAAAAUUUCAGAAGUGUAUGUAGACGUGAUGGUUCAUAAAGAAGUUAGCCAAAAGGCUCUGGGUAGGCUGGAGAGAUGGCUCAGAGGUUAAGAGCACUGGCUGUUCUUCCCGAGGACUGGGUUCAGUUCCCAGCACUCAUGUGGCAGCUCACAACUGUAUAUAACUCCAGAUCCAGGGUAUCUAACACCUUCACACAAAAGGCUCUGGGUGAAACUAGAGUCUGUUAGAAAUGAGUUUGAGAACUGAAACUUUGCAUUUGCUAGGAAUCGCAGCCAUGGUUCCAUAACCACCUGACCGUUGCUAUGGGCAAGGCUGGAGCCAUUAUGCCCUUGGCCCGCAUGAAAAUAUAAACCGUUAGUGUUGUACAUGUUAUCAGCCUUCCCCAAACAACUAUAUUCACCCAAUCUCAGUGAGAGCAAACCUUUCCAUCCUUGCACAUAAAGAUUUCAGAGUUGGGUUCUAUGUGCUGGGUUCCAUUUAUAAGGGAUAGCUAGAACCCAAAAUGUCUGCAUUUAUUAUUAGGUUCAGUAGUAACACAUUUAAAUAACAUUGUGAUAAAACUGUUUGCCAAUGAACGUUCCUAAUGAUAUGUAUCUUACGUGGAACCCCCCCCCCAAAAAAAAAGUCACCAAUUUUGAAAGAAAAUGGACAAGACAGACAAUCACUUGUGUCUAUUUUGAAAGUGUUUGAAAAUGUUUAACACUCUAAUUAGAUGAUAGUACAGGAAAUCAUGAAAGUAGAAAGUCAUACUUGGAUAGUAUAAUUUUGUUUAAUGCUUGAACAGUUUUUGAACAGUUACUUUACCCAUAAAGCCAUCAAAACGAGGUAAGUUCUCAUGACCCAUGUUACAGACAUGUGUGUGUGUGUGUGUGUGUGUGUGUGUGUACCUUCCUUGUGAAUGUCAGUCUACAGUUGUAUGUGUGCAUAUCUUCCUCUUGCCUAAAAAUAACCUUUGCUAAAUGUACUUUGUAUAGCUAAAAGCACUGUUAACCAGCAUCAGCCAGCACUGAAAGAAUCAAGGCAACAUUCAUGCUAUUAUCAGACUUGAAAUAGAACUGUUUUUUUUUUUC
Messenger RNA from Psammomys obesus (fat sand rat), 3203 nucleotides. It is a transcript of the gene Metap1d, whose product is annotated as methionyl aminopeptidase type 1D, mitochondrial. The record is from RefSeq and is a predicted model, not a curated record. Gene Ontology annotation, molecular function: metalloaminopeptidase activity. The transcript has 7 exons. Gene Ontology annotation, biological process: proteolysis. NCBI's taxonomy places the organism in Eukaryota, Metazoa, Chordata, Mammalia, Rodentia, Muridae. The coding region runs from base 21 to 875 and encodes 284 amino acids.